GAAAGCGACAAGCGAACGGCUUUGCUUAUUUAAAGGCGCUCUAAGCCGUGCUGAUUCAUCACCAUCCUCAUCCUCACCAUCCUCAUCCUCACCAUCACGGGGUCACACAGAGCCGCGCCGUGUUUGUCUCGGCUGGACAUCCACCCAGAGGAGCCUUUUAACCGCUACACAAAGGGGACAUUACUGGAGUAAGCCUCCGCUUAUUUUCCGGAACAAUUACUCCAGAUCUGUGUGGUUUACAAGCGGCUCUCGUGGCAUGACGACCACUAACAAGGGAAACAAAGCCUUGAAGGUGAAGCGGGAGCCAGGCGAGAAUGGCACGAGCCUCACAGACGACGAGCUGGUGUCAAUGUCUGUGCGUGAGCUCAACCAGCACCUGCGUGGCCUCUCCAAGGAGGAGAUCGUACAGCUGAAGCAGCGGCGGCGUACGCUCAAGAACCGUGGCUAUGCCGCCAGCUGCCGAGUCAAGCGUGUCACUCAGAAGGAGGAGCUUGAACGCCAGAAGGCUGAGCUCCAGCAGGAGGUGGAGAAGCUCGCUUCAGAAAACGCCAGCAUGAAAGUGGAGCUUGAUGCCCUGCGCUCCAAAUAUGAGGCACUGCAGAGCUUUGCCAGGACUGUGGCUCGUGCUCCUGCGGUGCCCAUCACCAACGCGCCUGUUCCUGUCUCCGCCCGCGGGUCUCUGGCCUCUGUCAUCGGGCCGCUCGUACCGGGGAAAGUGGGUGCCACCAGCGUCAUCACGAUAGUCAAGUCCAAAACAGAUGCUAGGUCUUAGUACAGGCCAGUGAGGGGGGAGAGAGAGAGCAGGAGGGAUGAGGGAGAGAGAGGGAAAGGGGCUUGGUCAGUGCAUCACGAUUUAGGCACGGGACAGAUUCAGUAAGGGUGCAAUUGUUCCAGAUUUGUGAGCUGGAACCUGACAUGGAGGACUGGUGUCUAAAAAGACAAGUGUCCUCAACAAAUCCUGAUACUUCCACUUGAAUUGGUCAGUACAGUAUCCUUCUGUACACACACUUCCAAACCAAAACCACUACCAAGGACAAUUGGGAUGAAUGGGCUUCCAGAAAAAUCUCCACAUUUCAAAGAAAUCACAAGAAUUUGCAAAAGAAGCAGCAAAACUGUUUUGUCCCUCAUGACUGCAAUGAGUGCUGGAUUUAUAGUCCUUAUAUUUUGUGGUGGUUUUU
Molecule: messenger RNA, 1178 nt
Organism: Neoarius graeffei (lesser salmon catfish)
Lineage: Eukaryota; Metazoa; Chordata; Actinopteri; Siluriformes; Ariidae
Gene: mafgb
Product: v-maf avian musculoaponeurotic fibrosarcoma oncogene homolog Gb
Exons: 3
Coding region: 257-772 (171 amino acids)
Biological process (GO): regulation of transcription by RNA polymerase II; regulation of epidermal cell differentiation
Cellular component (GO): nucleus
Molecular function (GO): RNA polymerase II cis-regulatory region sequence-specific DNA binding; DNA-binding transcription factor activity, RNA polymerase II-specific
Source: RefSeq, a predicted model, not a curated record